ACUCUCGUUCGUUCGGAGUACAAUUUGUAAGAAUGGCUCCAAGAUGGUCGUGUUUACAAAAUGUGACCAUCACCAAUGUCAAUAUUCUUCGCUAUUUGGUCCCUUCCGAUCACUUCACCGGCUAGAAUUCGCCUCACUCCUCACAGACGGACAGAUCUACCCCUUAAGCUAUACAGGUGUUUUUUGGCCCAGUCGAAGUCCGGUUGUCAGCACAAGCUACUGAGACACCACUCAAAUUCCUGAAAUGCUACUCAAACUUCUGGAGUAUCAGUCAAACUUCUGAGACAUUGCUCAAACUUUGGAGUACUACUCAAAUUCCUGGAACCCCAUUCAGGUUCCUGGCACAUCAUACCAACUUUUGAAGCACUCCUUAAAAGCCUCUUGGAGUACCACUCAAAUUCUUUGAACAAAGUACAAACUCCUGAUACAUUACUCAAAUUCCUGAAGCGCCACUCCGAUUUUGGAACACCACUCAACCCAACAAAAGCUCUUGAAUGCCACUCAACUCCUAGAGUGCUGCUCAAAUUCCUGGAACACUACUCAAAUAUCUGACUCAUUACACAAUUUCUUGAAGCUCCACUGAAACUCUUGGAACAUCACUCAAACAUCUGGAGCACCACUCAAGUCUUGACACACCAGUCAAAUGUAUGGAGCACCACUCAAACAUCUGGAGCACCACUCGAGUCUUGACACACCACUCAAACAUCUGGAGCACCACUCAAGUCUUGGCACACCACUCAAAUUCUUGGAAGACAACACAAAUUCUUGGAGCAACACUCAAAAACUGGGUACCCCAUUCAAACAUCUGAAGCACCACUCAAAUUUUGGAAAGAUAAUACAAACUCCUGGAGCGCCACUCAAACCUUUGGCAAACCACUUCAAACUCCAGGAAUGCUACUCCUCAAAUUCCUGGGUCAUCACUUAAACUUCUGGAGUGUCACUCAAACUAAUCUUAGUGAACACGUUUCUGAAGAACAGUAAAGGGGUUGAAGUGAACCCCUCACCAAUUCAACUACACAACACUACUGCCACACAACGCUAUCUCACAACACACCAUCGACAUCGCGUAAACGCAGCACCACAUCACAUCGCAUCACAGCGUCGCUACAUGGAGACAGUCCUGCCGGCUGACAGCAUUGACAUCUGUUUCGGAGCGAUGAAGGAAGACUUUCUGUUGCCAAGUGCCAUCUCCAACGCCGACAGCCUCGACGACAACAAUAACAGCAACAACAAUAACAACGACAGCAAUAGCAUUGACAACGGCGACACUGACAAAUAUGGUUGCUCCAGCAUUGCCUCGCAGUGCAACGAGUCUUCAAACCCCAACACUGAUUCCGUGACCGAUUUGUUUGUGAUUUCCGCAGUCAUCCCUGAAGAUUCGGAUGGUACUGCUUUGGAGGUGAGUGCAGCUGGCAAUGCUUACGAGGGAUAUGUUGUUGACAAUGAUGAUGAUGAUGAUGAUGACAAUGGUGGUGGUGGUGGUGAUAAUAAUGGCAGCAGUGGUGGUCAGCCAGUGACCAUCAAUGUCUUGAAGCCCAACAUCGUAAAUAACUUGCCUUGUAUUUCAUCGUCUGUAGUGGCUGGCAUCGUUGAAGAAGAGAGUUCUUGCGUGGAUGGCACCUCCAAAGUUGUUUUUGAGAAUGGUGGCACGUCAAAUGACAACGACGGUGUUGACAAUGACAAUAUUAAUCAGGAUGACUUGACGGCUAGAAAUGUCAUUGUCGUUGGCAGUCCUGUCGAAUCUCAGGACAAUACAGACGCAGGAAGCAACAAUUUGAUUUCUGAUUUUCUAUCUUUGAAAAAAAAAGGCCUAAAGUUGUCUGAUGUGGGUGACUCGUUGGCCCUGGAGGGACUUGCUGCACCAGAAGAUGAUGCAGUUGCACCCACUGCAGUUGUUAAGAAGCUCUUUUUUGUUUCUGGCAUCUGCUCUCAACCGUCAUCGAUGGUGGUUUCGGUGCCAGAAAUGGACUCUCUUGUGAUGAAUUCAACAAGAGUGACAACGAUGAUGACAAUGUCAUCUUCAACUUCUACACCAUCAUUGUUAUCAUCAUCAUCAUCAGUGUCGUUGUCAUCAUCGUCAUCGCUUGCACUGCCGCAACAACGACAACAGCAGCAAAAUAAGCAGCGUAGGCACUCGUGCAGCUGGUGUCCAAAGUCAUUCAGCCGAAGCUGCGAUUUGCAGCGCCACCUGAGAAUACACACAGGUGAAAAGCCAUACAGGUGCUCACACUGCGGGAAAACCUUCUCGCAGUCGGGCAGCCUCUCUUCCCACCGUCGCAUCCACACAGGCGAAAAGAAAAAGCUGUUUGAGUGCCGCCAGUGCCAUGCCUCGUUCGCUGUGAACGCCGAGAUGCUCGCCCAUUCCAAGUCGGUACACCAGCAUCACAAUAAUCUCUCCGGGGGCGCCAACAAUACAUCCAUCAAGUGUACAUACUGCCAGAAGACGUUUGUCUCUCCGAGCACGCUUGCGACGCACCUGCGCGUGCAUACAGGUGAGAAGCCCUUUUCGUGCUCGAUGUGCGCAAAGUCGUUUGCGCACAAGAGCGACCUCACGAAGCAUGUGCGGUCGCAUACGGGUGAGAAGCCGUUUCGCUGUGAAAUCUGCCAGAAGUUGUUCUCGCGUUCCACCAGCCUCACUGUGCACCGGCGCUGCCACACGGGGGAGAAGCCGUUCUGCUGCAUCUGCUGUUCCAAGUCGUUUUCCUGCUCCAGUUACCUCACCAAGCACAUGCGCACACACACCGGCGAAAAGCCGUACGUGUGCAAGCACUGUGACAAGUCGUUCCGUGUGUCCAGCCACCUUGCUCGGCAUACGAGGGGCCAUGCGCGGUUGAAAGGAUUUGACCAUAAGUACUGCAAAAACUCCAGCACUAACGCCGGCACCACCUCUGCCAACGAUGACAACAAUGGUGCCGACACCACCACCAACAACCAUGAUGACGACAGCUAUUUGAAAACAGCAGCAACGUGCAUAACAGUUGCAACAACAACAACAACAACAGGAACCAUUACAACAAGUAUAUUAACAACAGCUGUUCCUGUGUCAUCAACAACAACAACAUCGGCGGCUGCAGACGGUUCGUUAGUAACGAUGUCAUCUUCGUCGUUAGUAUCACUUUGUACAGUGGAAAGAGAAGCGGAGUCAGAGGUGCAGUUAGUUCAACAGGUGCCGCCGGUGGCACCAUCUGACGUUGUGCCCCGACUCCCCAUGUCAUCUGCGCCACAGCCCCAACAGCAGUAUCGCCAUCAGACCAUAAAACUGAAUCUGGAAGCGAUGACCCCAUCCGACCUCUGCAUGUCGGAUGCUGGGAAUUUUGACAGGGUGCAACAGUCAGGUGUGCAACAUCAGGGCGAGUGCAUGCCGGUGGUGUCCAUGCAGAGCAUGAAAUGUUUCACACCUGUGACCACUGAUCGGUCAAGCCAAUCACAUCAAACUAUGCAGCUGCACAAUGUGCAGUGCAUGCCAUCCGUUGCUGGAGUGCAGCUGGUUCAAAAUAUGGAAGGUAUGGAGACGAUGCAUGCUGCAGAUGUCCAAUGCAUCGAAACUCUCCCUGUUAUGCCUGGUGGGCAGUCUGUGGCCGAGGUACAUGUAGAAGAUGUCCAGUGCAUGGAAGCGUUACCUGGAGUACAAGUUGACGACAUCCGGUGUGUGAAGUCAAUGCCCAAUGUCCAAGUGCAAGACGUCCACGAGUGCAUCCAAUCCUUCCUCCCGGCUCCCACCGGUGUCGAUAACCAAGACGGAGGCGUGCAGUCGGCAUCAGACAUCCAAGCAGUGCAGGUGAUGGAAUUCAGAUAUGCCACCGCAGCCGACAGCAGUGCAACGACCGACCCUUUGGUGAGGGCCGAAAACAUGGGCACGUUUGUGUUUGAGAACUCCCAGCAGCAAAACCCGUCGGACGACCGCCAGGUGGCCACCGUCUCCUACGACUACGCGUCGUCCCUGUUCUCGAUUGCCGAGGCUGGUCUCACUUUCCACAGCUGUGCCGAAUGUGGGAAGAUCUACUUAAACGAAUCAGUAUACCGGGUCCAUCUGCGAUCUCACACCGCACUGGUCGCCCUCCACAAAAACUCAAAUGACCAGUUCCUCCACUAUAAUUGCUGCCAAAGACAAGAUUUAGCAGGAUUAGAAUUCAGGAUCUGAAGUUUGGUACUUCAAAGAAUUGUGAAUCAAAAGAAUGCCAUUUAACCCUAGGCCUUCCUUGUACUCAGCAUACCCAUGACUAAGAUCAUCCUGGAUAUGUCCAUCAAUGGCCUUCACUCAAGCUUUGCCUGAGGUACUUUGUGCUUAUAUCACUCAUGGUACCUUCAUUGUAUAUUAGCUUGUAGUGCAUUGUGUUCAUAAUUGAUAAAUCAGAGGUACCCUGAUUGUGUACUACUACACAUUCAAACCACCCUAUGGUACCUUGAUUGUACACUGGCUUGUGUAUAUUAUAUCCAUGUCAUCCUGUGGUACCUCAAUCGUAUACUAGCUUGUGGUACAUUGUGUUCAUAUCACCCUCUGGUACCUUGAUCAUAUACUAGCUUGUGGUACCUUGAUCAAAGUAGCUCAUGGUACAUUGUGUUCAGAAUAAAUCAGUGAUACCCUGAUUGUAUACUAGCUUGUACCACACUUUCAUAGCAGUCUGUGGUACCUUAAGUGGAUUCUAGCUUAUGGCACCUUGAUUGUAAACUAGCCUGUGGUACAUUGUGUAGAUUAUAAACCAGUGGUACACUGAUUAUAAACUAAUUUAUGAUACCACACAUUCACAUCACUCUGUGGUACCUCGACUAUAUUCUAGCAUGUGGUACAUGAUAUCCAUGUCAUUCUGUGUUCAUAUGAUCUUGUGGUACCAUUUACCAAUACAAGCCUGGUGUAUCUUGUGUCCAUGGUACCCUGCGCUUACGGCACCACCCAAUGGUACUAUGUAUUUCCCAGCCUGUGAUACUAUCUUUACGCAUGAAUGAACUUUGGUCACAGAAUCAACAGCGGAACUGUUAUUUAUUUUUCAAUUUUUUUUUUUUUUUUUUUUUUGUCGAGCAGUGAACUCUACUGCCACCACUACAACCACCUAAAAAAAUUUCUAAAAAGGUGUCAGCUUUUUUGUCUCCUGGACCUGGAAAAUGUUUUAAAAUAAAUAUUUUUUUUCUUUCAAAAAAAAAAUUUUUUAAUAUAACAAAAAAAAAAAAGAAAAAGAAACAUCGUAAAACAAAACAAAACAAAACAAAAAACAAAAACCCCUCCAGUCUCAGGAUUUUGUACAUCUCUUUCUAACCCACCCUGCUCUGGCCACCACCCCUGAAAAUAAGAGUUUGGGGUAUGAAAGAGAUAGACCCCCUACAUAAAUAUUUUCUGGAAACUCCACUGCCCCAACCAAAAUACUAACAUGCAUAAAAAAAACAAAAAAAGGAAGUUUACUUUUUGUUACAUAUUCAACCAAGACAAAAAAAAAA
Octopus sinensis (East Asian common octopus) is the source of this 5430-nucleotide messenger RNA. RefSeq lists its product as uncharacterized. NCBI's taxonomy places the organism in Eukaryota, Metazoa, Mollusca, Cephalopoda, Octopoda, Octopodidae. Gene Ontology annotation, molecular function: DNA-binding transcription factor activity; RNA polymerase II cis-regulatory region sequence-specific DNA binding. The record is from RefSeq and is a predicted model, not a curated record. The transcript is spliced from 3 exons. The coding region runs from base 1109 to 4141 and encodes 1010 amino acids. Gene Ontology annotation, biological process: regulation of transcription by RNA polymerase II.